Prunus mume (Japanese apricot) is the source of this 3932-nucleotide messenger RNA. Its product is annotated as disease resistance-like protein DSC1. Gene Ontology annotation, biological process: defense response; signal transduction. The record is from RefSeq and is a predicted model, not a curated record. NCBI's taxonomy places the organism in Eukaryota, Viridiplantae, Streptophyta, Magnoliopsida, Rosales, Rosaceae. Gene Ontology annotation, molecular function: ADP binding; protein binding.
AACCGCCCCGAAUUAUGCUCAUUGAUCAAGGCGUUGCGUGGAACGUUUCAGUUGACUACCGCUUGCACUCUCCCAACGGUUGACUUCACCAUAUCUUUACAAGAAUCCGACCACGCCGACGGUUGCGCUUCAGUUGUGAGUUCUUCGCUGUACUAUAAGCACAGAAGAUUGCUUAUACACCAUCGCCGGUUGGGUGCCACAAAUGAGAAACAAGCCCCAAAUGGAAUUGACGACAAAACGUGCCUGGUCCCCUGUUUCUUCAGCUUUCCAACCGAAAUUUGAUGUGUUCUUGAGUUUCAGGGGUGCAGACACCCGCAAGAGUUUUGCAGACCAUUUGUAUGGCGCAUUGCGACAAAAAGGAAUUAAGACUUUCGUUGAUGACUCAGAAAAUGAAAGAGGAAAAGCGAUUUCUCCACAACUCAUUUCAGCAAUUGAACAAUCAAAGAUUGCUGUCGUUGUGUUCUCUGAAAAUUAUGCUUCUUCAACAUGGUGCCUUGAUGAACUUUCCAAAAUUCUUGAACGCAAGGAAGGGGGAGAUGCAGUUCUACCAAUUUUCUAUUAUGUGGACCCCUCUGAUACCGGGAAGCAUAUGAGUAGACUGACUGAAGCCUUAAAUCUACAUGAAAAAAGGUUUGAGGAAAACAUAGAGACGGUGGAACGAUGGCGAGCUGCUUUAGAAAAAGCGGCUAAUCUCAGAUGGAAGAGUUCAAACGACAGGUAUGAACCACAACUCAUCAAAGAAAUCGUUAAUGAGGUACUAACCAAAGUACGCCCUGAGCCUCAAGAAAGGCUGUUCGGAAUGUAUCAAAGAUUGGAGCAACUGGAUUUGCUUUUAGAUGCAGGAUCAGAUGAUGUUCACUUCAUAGGGAUAUGGGGGAUGGCUGGGUUAGGUAAGACAACCCUGGCUAAGACAGUUUAUGAGAGGAUUCUUCAUAAAUUUGAAGUCAGCAGCUUCCUUGACAGAGUUAGUGAGGGUUCUAAAGCACAUGGUCUAAGUAAUCUACAAAGAAACCUUUCCAAGGUCCUCAUGAAUAAAAAUAUAGAAGAUUGGGAUAUUCAUGGAGAAGCCACAAUGAGAAAGGUCUUGUGUGAGAAGAAGGUUCUUCUCGUUCUUGACGAUGUGGACCAGAUAAGUCAGUUGGAAACCUUAUGUGGAAAUCAAGAUUGGUUUAGAUCUGGAAGCAGAGUCAUUAUUACAACUAGAAAUGAACAAUUGCUGAUUACGCAUGGUGUGGAAAGAAGAUUUGAGAUGCAUGAGUUAAAUGAUGAUGAUGCGCUUCAACUUUUUAGCUGGAAGGCCUUCAAAAAGGAUUUUCCGGAUAAAGAAUAUAUGGCUCUUUCAAAAGUUAUUUUGAAUUACGCCAAUGGACAUCCAUUAGCUCUUAAGGUGUUGGGUUCACUUUUGCAUAAAAGAGAUCAAGAUGCGUGGAGAAGUGCAUUGUGUAAACUGAAGGAUGCUUUCAAGGGAGAAAUUAUGGAUACACUUAGAAUAAGUUAUGAUGAACUAGAGAAGCAGGAGAAAAACAUUUUCCUCGAUAUAGCAUGCUUCUUUAAAGGGAAGUGUAAAGACCAAGUAGUUGAAAUACUAGACAAUGAUGGCUUUUGUUCACGUAUUGCAAUGGAUGUUCUAAUUGAGAAGUCUCUGUUGACCAUUUCAGAUAAUAUGGUGUGGAUGCAUGAUUUGUUACAAGAAAUGGGUUGGGAAAUUGUUCGUCAGCAGGCUCAGGAACCUGGCGAGCGCAGCAGGUUGUGGCUUUCUAGGGACGUCUUUCAUGUGUUGAAAAAUAAUUUGGGGACGAACGCAGUUGAAGGCAUUGUCCUGGACUUGCCUGAACCUAAAGUGGUACGAUGCAAUUCUAAAGCCUUUUCUAAGAUGGUUAAUCUUAGAUUGCUCCAAAUUUGUAGUGUUCACCUACCCCAUGGGCUCAGCUACCUCUCUAAUUCCUUGAGGUUUCUUGGAUGGAGUGGUUAUCCUUUAAAGUCCCUUCCAACAGGUUUCCAACCGGAUAAGAUUGUUGAACUCAGCAUGUGUCAUAGUAGCAUUGUACAGCUUUGGAGUGGAAUAAAGUAUUUGGACAAGUUGAAGGUCCUCAAUCUUAGUUAUUCACAACAUUUGACUAGAACCCCCGACUUCACAGGCGUCCAAAAUCUUGAGAGACUGUAUCUUGAGGGAUGCGAAAGUCUAGUUGAGAUUCACCCAUCCAUAGGAUUCCUCAAAAGGCUUAUUUCCUUGAACCUCAAAGGCUGUAAAAGUCUAGCGAGUCUUCCAAGUAAGAUUGAAAUGGAAUACCUACAGAGUUUUAUUCUUUCUGGUUGCUCGAGAGUUCAAAAGCUUCCUGAAUUUGUGGGACAUAUGGAGCAUUUGCGGGAGAUUUCCUUAGAUGGGACUGCUACUGAAAAUAUACCUUUGUCUGUCGAACGCCUGACUAGACUUUCUUCAUUGGAUAUGAGAGAUUGCAUAAAUCUGCGUUUUCUUCCCAGUACCAUUGGCAAUUUGAAGUUUCUUAAAACUCUUGAUUUGUCUGGAUGCUCAAACCUUGCCAAACUGCCAGAAAGCUUGGGGGACCUAGAGAGUUUGGAGAAUAUUGAUUUAAGUGGAACUUCUAUUGAAGAAUGGCCAUCUUCUAUUGUCCUUUUGAAAAACCUUAAGUCGUUAAUUUUUCGUGGACCAAAAGGGCCGUCACGACAGUCAUGGCAUAUGGCUCUCCCUUUCCGAUUAAUGCCAAUGAAGAGCCGUCAGCCUAUGAGUUCCUUCCUGCCUCCCCUCUCAGAGAUCUGUUUUUUAACGGAAUUAAAUCUAAGUAAUUGUAAUCUUCUCGAAGGAGAAAUCCCUGGUGAUAUAGGUUGCUUAUCCUCUUUAGCAUCAUUGAAUUUAAGCAGUAACAAUUUUGUUAGCCUUCCUAAAAGCAUUAGUGAACUUUUGAAGCUUGAGUAUUUAUCCUUGAGGCAUUGCUGUAAGCUUCAGGAGCUUCCAUUGCUUUCAUCGUCUAUAGCUUUAGAAGUAAUUGCAGAUGGUUGCACUUCAAUGAAAAAGCUGCAGUGGCCGUCGAAUUUGGACAGAUUGAAGCGGUCGUGUUUCAAUUUCAUCAACUGCACAGGGUUGGUUGAGAAAGAAAGCCUUAGUAUGCUCGAAAGAUACCUUAAGAGAGUGCCUUACGCCGGAGAUAGAUAUGAAAUUGUAAUGCCUGGAAGUGAAAUUCCUUUGUGGUUCAGCCAUCAAGCACUCGGGUCUUCGGUAAGUGUACAACUACCUCGGAAUUGGCGUGAUAAUAAGUGGAUGGGAUAUGCUCUGUGCACCGUUUUCCAAGUUUUUGGCAGUGGAUGGGAGCUCGAUUGUCUUUUGAAAGUUAAUGGAAAAGAACAGUAUCCUGCGCCUAUAUUAGCAACUAAUGUCCAGCCUAUGUCAGAUCAUCUUUGGCUAGUCUACAUCUCUCGUGAUUUAAGCUUGGGUAAAGAGUGGCAACACCGCCGCAACCAGUUAAUAUUUUCAUUCAUCAGCUCAGGCCCCAGCUUUGUAAAGAAGUGUGGUGUCCGUUUGAUAUAUGAACAAGAUGUGGAGGAGUUUAACAAGAUAUUGACCCAACCCAGCAGCAAGAUUUCUCCUUCUGAGGCCAUGGAUGCCCUUCAUCAUGAUGAAAAAUCAGAGUCUCUAGAAGGUGCCAUUGUCCAACAGAGUUUUUGGAAAAGACCAAGUCGAAAUGGUAGUUUUACUGAGCAAUCGCACUUCAAAAGAUCCAAAGCAACAUAAAUUUUUUGGCAUGGGCAGAACUGGUCUAAUGCCUUAUUAUCAAAUGCCUCUAAUUAGUCUAGGAGAUGUGUUUAAUAUUGACCUUGUGUUUGGAUGAAGUAUUUCUAAUUUUCAUAGAAAUAGAAAUUGUAGUCGAAGGAUUUUUUAAUGACAUCAUUUAAAAUUACCUCAACUCCAAAUUUCA